AUGGCAGCCCAGAGAGAAGCCUGUGAGGAGAGAAUUUGUGAAUUUGAUGAUGAUUUGGCCUCUGAGCUCUCUGCACUUCUCGGUCUGGACGCAGGUCAGGUCCUCAAGAGACAAGCAGAAGAGGACCAUCAAGAACGGAUGAAGAUGAAGAAAGGCUUUAACUCACAGAUGCGCAGUGAGGCCAGACGAUUAAAGACUUUCAUGAACUAUGAGUCUUUUAGUUCAUGGACGCCACAGGACAUGGCAGCCGCUGGGUUUUACCUUACUGGGGUGAAACAUGGGGUGCAAUGUUUCAGCUGUAGUUUAAUCCUCUUUGGCACCAGCAUCAGGAAACUUCCCAUAAUAAGCCACAAGAAAUUACGUCCAGAAUGUGAGUUCCUUUUGGGCAAGGAUGUUGGGAACAUUGGCAAGUACGAUGUAAGGGUGAAGGGUCCAGCGAGGACUCUGAGAGGUGGCAGAGCUCGGUACCAAGAAGAGGAGGCCAGACUGGAGUCCUUUGAGAGCUGGCCGUUUUAUGCCCACGGGACAUCGCCACGUGUUCUCUCCGCAGCCGGCUUUGUCUUCACAGGAGAAAGGGACACCGUGCAGUGUUUCUCCUGUGGUGGAUGCUUGGGAAACUGGGAAGGAGGAGACGAUCCCUGGAAGGAGCAUGCCAAGUGGUUCCCUAAAUGUGAAUUUCUUCGAAGUAAGAAAUCAUCAGAGGAAAUUGCCCAGUAUAUUCAAAGCUACGAGGGAUUUGCUCAUGUAACGGGAGAACAUUUUGUGAAUUCCUGGGUCAGAAGAGAAUUACCUAUGACAUCAGCUUACUGCAAUGACAGCGUGUUUGCCAAUGAAGAACUGAGGAUGGACACUUUUAAGGACUGGCCCCGCGAAUCACCUGUGGCUGUUGAGGCUCUGGUCAGAGCAGGCCUUUCCUACACAGGGAAAGAGGACAUUGUCUGGUGUUUUUCCUGUGGGGGAUAUAUGUCGAAGUGGGAGGAAGGUGACGACCCAUUAGCAGAUCACACCAAGUUUUUUCCCAACUGUGUAUUUCUUCAAAACCUGAAGUCUUCUGCACAAGAAAUUCCAGCCCUUCAGAGCCCUGAUGUCCUUCUGGAAGCCACGGAAACCACAAGUGAGAGCAAUCAAGAGGAUGCAGUGGCAGUUCAUCCUACCAUGGCCGAUGUUGCUCCAAGUGAGGCCCAGGAGCUUGAACCUGCACCCAGCUUUGUGUCUAUUCUGUGUAGAGACAAGGACCAGAGUGAAGCCCAGGGAUGUGAAUGUGAGUCCAGCAGGGCGUAUCUCCCCUCCACAGACUUGGCUCAGAGUGAAGCCCCGUGGUUUCAAGAGGCAAAGAGUCUGAGUGAGCAGCUGAGAGGCGCCUACACCAAGGCCACUUUCCGCCACAUGAAUUUGCCAGAGGUGUGCUGCAGCCUCGGCACUGACCACUUGCUUGGCUGCGAUGUGUCCAUCGUUUCAAAGCACAUCAGCAGGCCAGUGCAGGAGGCCCUGACGAUGCCCGAGGUCUUCAGCAAUCUCAGCUCUGUCAUGUGUGUGGAGGGGGAAGCUGGCACUGGAAAGACAACCUUCCUGAAGAAAAUAGCUUUCCUCUGGGCAUCAGGAUGCUGUCCCCUGUUGAACAGGUUCCAGCUGGUCCUCUACCUGUCCCUUAGUUCCACCAGACCAGACCAGGGGCUGGCCGACAUCAUCUGUGCCCAACUCCUAGAGGCAGGAGGAUGCAUUAGUGAGGCGAGCCUGAGCAGCAGCAUCCAGCACUUCAAACACCAGGUGCUCUUCCUGCUGGAUGACUACAGUGGGGCGGACUCACUCCCCCAAGCCCUGGAAACACUGAUUACAAGAAACUACUUGUCACGAACCUGCUUAUUGAUUGCUGUCCACACAAACAGGGCCAGGGACAUCCGCCCGUACCUAGAUAGGAUUCUAGAGAUCACAGACUUUCCCUUCUAUAACACUGUUUCUGUGUUACGGAAGUUCUUCUCACAUGACAUAACACGUCUGCAAGAAUUUAUGGUUUACUUUGGAGGGAAUAAUCAUUUACAAGGAAUUCACAAAACCCCCCUGUUUGUGGCAGCAGUCUGUAGUGACUGGCUUCAAAAUCCUACUGACCAGUCCUUUCAUAAUGUGGCAGUUUUCAAGGCCUACAUGAAAUGUCUGUCCUUAAAGUACAAAGCUGCAGCUGAGGCUCUCAAGGCCACUGUGUCCUCCUGUGGGCAGCUGGCCCUGAGAGGGCUUUUUUCUUCCUGCUUUGAGUUCAACAGUGAUGACCUCACAGAAGCAGGAGUUGUUGAAGAUGGGGAGUUGACCACCUGCUUGAUGAGCAAAUUCACUGCCCAGAGAUUGAGACCAAUCUACCGGUUUCUAAGUCCUCUGUUCCAGGAAUUUCUUGCUGCCAUAAGGCUGAGUGAACUCCUGGGUUCAGAUAGGCAGGAAGACCAAGAUCUAGGACUUUACUAUUUGAGACAAAUUAACUCACCCUUGAAGGCUAUGAACACCUACAACAACUUUUUGAAGUAUGUCUCCAGCCACGCUUCACCAAAGACAGGGCCACAAAUUGUAUCUCAUUUGCUUCGGCUGGUGGAUGAGAAAGAGUCACUGGAGAACAUAUCUGAAAAUGAGGAUUGUGUACAACGCCAAAUAGAAACUUCCUGGAUAAUGCAGCCAGUUAAAGAAUUGUGGCAGCAAUUUCCUCAAGCGUUCUCUUCAUAUGCUUCAGAAAGUUUAUUGAGCACGGCUGUAAAGUUUGCUUACCAAAGCAACACAGUUGAUGCAUGUUCUCCAUUUAUUUUGCAGUUCCUUCAAGGGAGAACAAUGGAUCUGAAAUUACUGAAUUUACAGUACUUCUGGGAUCACCCAGAAAGCCUUUUACUGUUGGCAAGUAUAAAAUUCUCCAUAAAUAAAAUGCUACCUAAUAUAGAUUAUUCAGCCAUGGAAAAAUGUUAUGAAACAAUGCAGCCACCAACUAUAGAUCAGGACUAUGCAUCUGCCUUUGAACCUAUGAAGGAAUGGAGAAAAAAUUUAGCUAAAAAUGAAAAGAACAUAAACAAUUUUUUGAACAACCUACGCUGGCCUCUACCCAACAUCAGUGCUGGCUACUGGAAACUGUCACCCAAGCCAUACAAGAUCCCUAGGCUGGAAGUUGGAGUGGCCAACAUGGGCCCAGCAGACCAAGCCCUGCUCCAGGUCCUGAUGGAAGUCUUCUCAGCCUCACAGAAUAUUGAGCUCUGCCUAUCCAACAGCAGUGGCUUUCUUGACAGCAUCCGCCCAGCUCUGGAGCUGAAUAAGACCUCUGUCACCAAGUGCUCCAUGUGCAGCCUAGAGCUCAGCAGAGCAGAGCAGGAGCUGCUUCUCACCCUGCCUGGCCUGCAGUCUCUCGAGGUCUCAUGGGUAAACCAGUUACCAGAUCAACUCCUCUCUAACUUGGACACGUUUCUGGGCCUGAAAGAACUGUCUGUGAGACUAUGUGACAAAGCUGAUGUGCUUUCAGUCCUUCCUGAGGAGUUCCCAAACCUCCACCACAUGGAGACCUUAUCCAUCCAAACUUCCACCGAGUCUGACCCCUCCAGACUAGUUGAAUUGAUUCAUAACUCCCCAAAUCUUCAUGUCUUCCAUCUGAAAUGUGAUUUCCAUUCGAAUUGUGAGUCUCUCAUGGUUGUGCUUGCUUCCUGCAAGAAACUCAGAAAGAUUGAGUUUUCUGGAAGAUGCUUUGAACCCACGCCAUUUGUCACCAUUUUGCCAAAUUUUGCUUCUCUGAAGAUAUUGAAUCUUAAAGACCAACAAUUUCCAGAUAAGGAAACAUCAGAAAAGUUUGCACAGGCCCUGGGCUCUCUCAGGAACCUGGAGGAACUGCUUCUUCCCACUGGGGACGGGAUUCACCAAGCGGCCAAACUGAUUGUCCAGCAGUGUCUGCAGCUUCAGCGUCUGCGAAUCCUAGCCUUUCACAACACCUUGGAUGAUGACAGUGUGAUGGAAAUUGCCAAAGGAGCCACCAGCAGAGGUUUCCAGAAACUUGAGAGCUUAGAUCUUUCAACCAAUCACAAGAUUACAGAGGAAGGAUACAGACGUUUCUUUCAAGCCCUGGACAACCUGCCAAACUUGCAAGAGCUGAACAUCUGCAGGGGUCUCUCAGAAUGCAUCCAAGUUCAGGCCACCACUGUCAGGGCUCUGAGUCAGUGUGUGUCCCGACUGCCCAGCCUCACCAGGCUCGGGAUGCUCAGUUGGCUCCUGGAUGACGAGGACAUGAAAGUGAUCAAUGCAGUGAAGGAAAGACACCCCCAGUCCAAACGCUUGUUUGUUCACUGGAAAUGGGUAGUGCCCUUCUCUCCUGUCACUCAGAAGUGACAGGUGCAGUGGAAGGCUAAUGGCAGGUCUGAAAACCACAACUUCUAAUACAUUUCACUCUAGCUGACUAAGGGGAUAACCCCAGCAUUUAGGAGACUGAGGCAUGACUGCAUAUACAAGAAUAUUUACUAACUGUGUAAGGCUGAUGUUUUUCCACUUACUUUUAUUUUAUAUAGAUGGAUUUCUUUGCCUGCAUUUAUAUCUAUCUAUGAAUUCCAUUGAGUGUCUGGUGUCUACAGCAUUCAGAAGCGUGCAUUGGAUCCCCUGGGUCUGGAGUAAUAGAUGGUUGAGAACCUCCAUUUGGGUGCUGGACCACACUGUGUUCUACAAAACAAGUGCUCUUAAACCUUGAGCCAUCUCUCCAGACCAGGGCUGCUAAUUUUAUAAAAGCCCACGUGCUCAUCUCAG
This is a messenger RNA of Acomys russatus (golden spiny mouse), 4746 nucleotides long. RefSeq names its product baculoviral IAP repeat-containing protein 1b-like. Gene Ontology annotation, molecular function: ATP hydrolysis activity; cysteine-type endopeptidase inhibitor activity involved in apoptotic process; ATP binding. Lineage: Eukaryota; Metazoa; Chordata; Mammalia; Rodentia; Muridae. Gene Ontology annotation, cellular component: IPAF inflammasome complex. Bases 1 to 4338 code for a protein of 1445 amino acids. Gene Ontology annotation, biological process: pyroptotic inflammatory response; detection of bacterium; defense response to bacterium. The transcript is spliced from 14 exons. The record is from RefSeq and is a predicted model, not a curated record.